Molecule: messenger RNA, 1341 nt
Organism: Salmo salar (Atlantic salmon)
Lineage: Eukaryota; Metazoa; Chordata; Actinopteri; Salmoniformes; Salmonidae
Gene: asb12a
Product: ankyrin repeat and SOCS box containing 12a
Biological process (GO): intracellular signal transduction; positive regulation of protein catabolic process; protein ubiquitination
Molecular function (GO): protein binding
Source: RefSeq, a predicted model, not a curated record
UAAAAUGUACUAAAUAUGUGUACGCGACGCGUCCAAUAAAAUUUGCUUUGAUUUGAAUGCGCGCGCUCACUGCUGUCAGCGCAACACGGCCCGGCCCAACACUACAUCGACUGUUGUUCAUCUGUCAAGAUUUCUAUGAUCCAGUUAAAAAACAUUCUAGAAGAAAAGGACAACAACGGUGAAGGUCAACUGCUCCAUCAGGCAGUGUCCAACAAUGAUGACAGACUCCUUGAUGAGCUGCUCUCUCAAGAAAAGUAUAGAAAGUUCAUCAACUGUAGGAGCGGCUGGGGUAUCCCAAGAACACCUUUACGAAUGGCUGCAUCUAAAGGUCAUCUCAGGUGUCUGCAGGUUCUGCUGGCCCACGGAGCAGAGGUGGACUGUCUAGAUGUGAAGGCUCAGACCCCACUUUUCACAGCUGUCUGUGGGAAAUACUUCAACUGUGUUUUAGCCCUCCUCAGGGCAGGUGCUAACCCCAAUGGCAGCUUGUAUAACAACUGCUCUCCGGUCCUGACUGCAGCCAGGGAAGGGGAUGUUGAGAUUUUGAAGCAACUUCUUAAACAUGGUGCUGAGGUCAACUCCAGAUCCAAAGUCUUGCUGUUUACUUCAAGUGCCAGUGUUUCUAGUGGUCCCCUCUAUCUGUCUGCUGUGUAUGGACACUUAGACUGCUUUAAAGUAUUGCUUCUCUAUGGGGCUGAUCCAAAUUACAACUGCACAGAUGCAAAACUACUGAGUAAAAUCAAGCAGCCUAAGACCGUGCUUGAAAUGUGCCUCAGACAUGGCUGUGGGGUGGAGUACAUCCAACUUUUGAUUGACUUUGGUGCAAAUGUCUACCUCCCCACUCUCAUCAUAGAAAAGUCCACAAAGCAGAAUGAGGCAGUGGAGCUGCUGCUGCAAGAAAGAGGUUUUCCCAAGUCCCUUGUAUCACAGUGCCGACUUGCCAUCCGAGGAUACCUCAGGAAGAUCAACAGAAUCCAGUCCAUUGACCAUCUGGAAAUGCCAUCAAGCAUGAUAAACUUCUUGCAAUACAAAUCAGUCCCAACAAUUGCUAUGCAUCUCUGAGAAAGCAUAUAUUGUCCCUAUGCUUUUGCUACAUGAAACAUAAUGCUUACUUUUUGCAAAACAUUUCAUAGUGAUGUUGAAAUAGUACACAUUUGUCCUGCAUUUGAGAAUAGUUGUGUAAUGUUUAUUCUCAAUGUUUUUUCAAUCAAUUAUGCAAUCAUGUUUUUCAUUUUCUUGUUUUAUCCCUCUUCCAUAAUGUGUGGAAUUUUUUGUAAUACUGCAUUGUCAGCAUAAAAUAGAAUGUGCAGUAGAAAUGACAACCAUUAAAAUGUCUUGAACUAA